Molecule: messenger RNA, 1905 nt
Organism: Lasiosphaeria miniovina
Lineage: Eukaryota; Fungi; Ascomycota; Sordariomycetes; Sordariales; Lasiosphaeriaceae
Product: GMP synthase
Exons: 17
Coding region: 105-1733 (542 amino acids)
Biological process (GO): GMP biosynthetic process
Cellular component (GO): cytosol
Molecular function (GO): GMP synthase activity; GMP synthase (glutamine-hydrolyzing) activity; ATP binding
Source: RefSeq, a predicted model, not a curated record
GAUCGACCUAAAAAUAUUUUCACCGUUUUCUUAUCGUAGACCGCCGUGCGCAACCAUUUUUCACAUUGAUUGACUGAAGCCGUUGAAAGCACCUUCAGUUCGUCAUGUCUGCCAUACCCGGAGAGGCGAUGCCUCACAAGGCCUUUGACACGGUCCUGGUCCUGGAUUUCGGAUCUCAGUACACUCACUUAAUCACGCGCCGUCUUCGCGAGCUCAAUGUCUUCUCGGAGAUGCUCCCGUGCACCACAAAUAUUGCAGACCUAGACUUCACCCCCAAGGGAAUCAUCCUCUCGGGCGGCCCCCACUCGGUAUAUGAGGAAGGAAGCCCCCAUGUGGACCCUGCAGUCCUCGAUCUGAACGUUCCUAUUCUUGGCAUAUGCUAUGGCAUGCAGGAGAUUGCGUACCGCGUAAACCCCGAAAACGUCAUCGCCGGCACCCACCGCGAGUACGGCCAUGCCAAUCUCAAGGCGCAGACGGUCAACGGCCACGUCGACCGCCUGUUCCAGGGGCUCGAGGACUCGAUGCGCGUCUGGAUGAGCCACGGCGACAAGCUGGCGAACCUGCCCGAGGGCUUCCACACCGUGGCAACCUCGGACAACUCUGAGUAUGCCGCCAUUGCCCACGGCAGCAAGCACAUCUACGGCCUGCAGUUCCACCCCGAGGUCACCCACACCGAGAACGGCACCAAGCUGCUCGAGAACUUUGCCGUCGGCAUCUGCGGCUGCCAGAAAAACUGGACCAUGGCUGCGUUUCUCGAGACGGAGCGGAAGCGGAUCCGCGACAUUGUCGGCGAGAAGGGCCAGGUGCUCGGAGCUGUUAGCGGCGGUGUCGAUUCCACAGUAGCCGCCAAGCUCAUGAAAGAGGCCAUUGGCGACCGGUUCUGGGCGGUUCUCGUCAAUAACGGCGUCAUGCGGCUCAAUGAGUGCGAGCAGGUUAAGAAGGAUCUGACCGAGAACCUCGGAAUCAACCUCACCGUUGUAGAUGCCUCGCAGGUGUUCUUGGACGGGCUCAAGGGGAUCUCGGAUCCGGAAAAGAAGAGGAAGUUUAUUGGCGGCAAGUUCAUCGACAUCUUCGAGGAGGAGGCGCUCAAGAUAGAGGCAGCGGCCGCCAACUCUGAUCGGGCGGGCAAGAUUGAAUUCUUCCUCCAGGGCACUUUGUAUCCGGACGUGAUCGAGAGUCUCUCGUUCAAGGGCCCCUCCGCCACAAUCAAGACCCACCACAACGUUGGUGGACUCCCUGAGCGGAUGGCCAACGGUUCGGGCCUUCGCCUGAUCGAGCCGCUUCGCAGCCUGUACAAGGACGAAGUGCGGGAACUUGGCCGUGCUCUCGGAAUUUCCGAAGAACUCGUCAUGAGACAUCCCUUCCCAGGCCCCGGCAUUGCUGUCCGGAUCCUGGGAGAGGUGACGCCCGAGAAGGUCGAGAUCGCUCGUCGCGCAGACAAUAUCUUCAUCACGGAGAUCCGCAAGGCUGGCCUGUACAACCAGAUCUCGCAGGCAUACGCCGCCGUCGACCCCAGCCGCGCCGUCGGCGUCAUGGGAGACAAGCGCGUGUACGGAUACAUAAUCAUCCUGCGCGCUGUCGUGACCAUCGACUACAUGACCGCCGAAGCUUUCGAGUUCCCAUGGGCGGUCCUCCAGAAGGUCAUGAACAGGAUCAUCAAUGAGGUGGACGGUGUUUGCCGCGUCACCUACGAUGUUACAAGCAAGCCGCCUGGAACGAUUGAGAUGGAGUAAGCCUGGGCAGUAAAAAUGGCGUGUGGUGUCGCGGUGCGGCUGGUUUGGGUGGGUUUAAGGCGAUGGAGAACAUCAAGAUCGGGUAAGGCUUAUCAAGCCCAUGAAGUCAUUGGUUUCGGUAAAUUCGGAUAGAUUGGCAUAGACAAUCAGCUUUCACGUUCCCAACGGCGUG